Messenger RNA from Tricharina praecox, 2751 nucleotides. RefSeq names its product alpha,alpha-trehalase. The record is from RefSeq and is a predicted model, not a curated record. The coding region runs from base 194 to 2581 and encodes 795 amino acids. Gene Ontology annotation, molecular function: calcium ion binding; alpha,alpha-trehalase activity. NCBI's taxonomy places the organism in Eukaryota, Fungi, Ascomycota, Pezizomycetes, Pezizales, Pyronemataceae. Gene Ontology annotation, biological process: trehalose catabolic process. The transcript is spliced from 8 exons. Gene Ontology annotation, cellular component: cytoplasm.
CUUCAACAGAGCUUCUGCUAAACUCUCCGAGCUGAAAGAUAGCGCCAACUCUCUUCGGACUCCACCAUCAUCACUCCCUACCUUCACCCCUCCACCACCUCACUCCUACACAAUCCGACUACUACCUCACUCAUAACCAGGCACACGUAAGGACAAACUGGCGGAAACACCAGUCUCAUCUGUCCCUCUUGCCAUGUCGUCACAGUCGUGGAGAGAGGAGGAACGUGACCCCUUCUCCGAGGCACACAUCUACUAUGGCUCUGAACCUUGUAACUCAAAUGGCGGGUUGCCCCGAAGGGGAUUGUCACAAGCUUACGAGUACAAUGGUCCUCCGAGAACCACAUCUCUCGAACACAAGCCUUACCGACGAGGAUCACUUGAUGCAUUCUCGCAUCACCACCCGAGACAAUUUGUAAUCAAUGUCGCGGAGACGAUGGCUCGCCUCAUUGCAGCAGAAGACACGGAUGGUAAUUUCCAGAUCACCAUUGAAGACGGUGGUCCAAAGGUGAUAUCUUUGGGAACGGCAAACAGCGGCGGAUAUAAACGACACGAACUCCGAGGCACUUAUGCGUUAGCCAAUCUAAUGCAGGAGUUGACGAUUGCGGAGGAAUUCGGCAGAAAGCACAUCAUUCUCGAUGAGGCGCGUCUGACGGAAAAUCCUGUCUCCCGGUUGAGCCGUCUAAUCAAGACCUCUUUCUGGAACGGAUUGACCCGCCGUAUCGACGGAAGUGUGAUUGAAUCAGUCACCAAAGAUCCGAAAGCAGAGAGGAUGGAGGACCCACGGCCAAGGAUCUAUGUGCCGAAGCGGGCGCCCGAGCAGCUGAUAUACUAUCAGAAUGUGGCGAGAGAUUAUCCUGAGUUGAAUCUCGACGUCGUUCAGCUGCCGGAAGUCAUCGAUGCCCAGUUCACAUACAGCAUCAAUGAGAAGCCCGGUCUAUUGGCGCUCGCAAUGGAAAAGGUCGUUGGUCCCGAUGGAAAAGAAGAACUAAAGGGAUGGCCUUUCGUCGUUCCAGGCGGUCGGUUCAAUGAGCUCUAUGGCUGGGACUCCUACAUGAUCUCACUUGGACUGUUGCUCGACGGCAAGGAGCAACUGGCCAAGUCCAUGGUGAUCAAUUUCUGUUUUGAAAUUGAGCAUUACGGAAAGAUCUUGAACGCGAACAGGUCAUACUACUUGUCGCGUUCUCAGCCGCCGUUCCUGACCGAUAUGGCCCUCCGCGUGUACAGGAAAAUUAAGCAUGAGCCUGGCGCGUUGGAGUUCCUGAGGACCAGCAUCCUUGCCGCGAUAAAGGAAUAUUUUACCGUGUGGAUGGCGGCACCUCGCUACGACCCGGCCACUGGUUUGAGUCGGUAUCGUCCGGAUGGCAUCGGAAUUCCCCCAGAAACCGAACCAAGCCACUUUGAUUCCACCUUGCAGCCAUAUGCUGAGAUGUACCGGAUGACGAUUGACGAGUUCAUCACAGCUUACAACGAGGGCCACGUCCAAGAACCCGCCCUGGACGAAUACUUCCUACAUGACCGUGCUGUCCGGGAGUCGGGCCAUGACACGACCUACCGGCUGGAGGGAUGCUGUGCCGACUUAGCGACGAUCGAUCUCAACUCGUUACUCUACAAGUACGAGAUUGAUAUCGCGAAGGUUAUCCAUGAGCAUUUCAACGAUAGUCUGAUCAUUCCGGCCGAGUUCUCUGUGCCCGGCUUCCCCGAAUUGCGAGUGGGAACCAAGUCGACUUCCGCUCAAUGGGAUCGUAGAUCACGGAAGCGUAAAAUCCUGAUCAACAGGUACCUCUGGAACGGACAGAAGGGAAUGUACUUCGACUAUGACACCAUAAACCAGAGGCAGAUGAACUACGAGUCGGCCACUGUCUUUUGGGCCAUGUGGGCUGGCGUCGCGUCCCCCCGCCAGGCCGCCAAAUUGGUAGAGGUGGCCAUCCCCAAGUUCGAAGAGCUCGGCGGUCUCGCGAGCGGGACCGAAGCGAGUCGCGGUCCGCUGGGCAUCGAUCGACCCACCAGGCAAUGGGACUAUCCAUACGGAUGGGCUCCACAGCAGAUGCUCGCGUGGGUGGGAUUGGAGCGAUACGGCUAUCAUGAGGAAGCGAAGCGAUUGGCGUACCGCUGGCUGUUCAUGAUCACGAAGGCCUUCGUCGACUACCACGGAGUCGUCGUCGAGAAGUAUGACGUGACAAGGCCGGUCGAUCCACACAGAGUCGACGCCGAAUAUGGAAACCAGGGUUUGGAUUUCCGUGGCGUUGCGAGAGAAGGUUUCGGAUGGGUGAAUGCGUCGUACCAACUAGGACUGACUAUCGUUGGUUCUCAUGCGAAGCGCGCCCUAGGUGCCUGUAUUCCGCCAGAGCCGUUCUUCAACGCCACUGCGGCCGAGAUGGAGGCGUUGAUGAACGAGUUCGGCGCCAGUCCUCCACAGACGCCUGGUGCGAGCGAUGGCAACCCCUUCAACGACGGAGAUCUUCUCACUCCGGCUGUGGUGGCUGUCGUUGAUCCUUUCGACAUCCUCGCGCAGUCCAAUCAGGCUACGCCAGUCACAGAGCACAUUAAUCCGAUUGAGCAGCUGAGGGGAAUCGCAGCAUAGAGUGGGGGUGGUAUCGGGUUGGAGAUUAAAAGGUUGUUCUGUACAUUCCGGCGUCUUUUUUCAGCAUCAUCGGCUUUGUUUUCUCGCGAAACGCAUUUUCUCUGGUCAUUUUCAGAAGCUAGGGACGCAUUUGCUAUACAUUGUUCUCGUUCUCGGCUCUUUCUUUUUUU